Messenger RNA from Belonocnema kinseyi, 976 nucleotides. Its product is annotated as protein lethal(2)essential for life-like. The transcript is spliced from 2 exons. Gene Ontology annotation, molecular function: protein folding chaperone. Gene Ontology annotation, biological process: response to heat; protein refolding. The coding region runs from base 162 to 758 and encodes 198 amino acids. The record is from RefSeq and is a predicted model, not a curated record. Lineage: Eukaryota; Metazoa; Arthropoda; Insecta; Hymenoptera; Cynipidae.
GUGGCGUGCGUUGCAGUGUAACAGUCCAGAAAAGCUACCGGAACGCAAGCAUAUUUUUUUCUUGAAUAUUUACAAAACGAUUCAAAUUGUAAUUUCAAAACUUUACGCGAAACUUAAAACACAUUUAAUAAGUUAAACUACAAUAAAAUCAAUUUGGAGAAAUGUCGUCUCUUAUGCCGAUGUUAUACUCCGAUUGGUGGGAAGCCCUUGAUCAUCCACACCAUAUAACAGGUCAGAACUUCGGUCACGCAAUUCGUCCCAAUGAUGUUUUAGUUCCACAUAUUCCGGAAAUCCCAUUGCCAAUGUCCCCUUAUCAUCAUGAUCUGCAAAAGUACAUCGCACCCAUUGGUGUUGAGAAAUUAAGGAGCACAAUGUACUUGAGACCCUGGGUGCAGCUUCACAAUAAAACAAAUGGAGUUUCUACUGUUAAGAAGGAUAAGGAUAAAUUCCAGGUAGUUCUGGAAAUUCAACAAUUCACUCCCGAGGAGGUAAGCGUAAAAGUCGUGGACAAAUUUGUCAUGGUCGAAGGUAAACAUGAAGACAAGCAGGACGAGCAUGGAUGGGUUGCCAGACAAUUCUCCAGAAAAUACCUUGUACCAGAACAGUGUGAUCUUGAACAGGUCAAGUCUAGUCUUUCAUCGGACGGGGUUCUGACAAUCACGGCCCCCAGGAAACACGAUCAAAAGCAUCGUCGCGAAAAAGAUGUCGAAAUUGAGAUAACAGAAAAACCUACGAAUUGCGUAGGAGGAGAAAAUUAACCAGAAAAGAUAUAAUAUUCAGUAAUAAUUUAAUUCGCUUCAAUUUUUGCUAAAGUUUCACAUUCCUUUGGUAUGCGUGACUCACCUUCCCGUUUGUAUUAGUUAUAGUUUUUAAAUUUUCGAACGUGACUUACUUCUUCAACAUUUCUCAAGUCUCUAAUCUCUACGUACUAUGUACUUAAAUGAUAUCCAAUAUAAUAUAAACUCGUGUAAAAGAA